Alosa sapidissima (American shad) is the source of this 1660-nucleotide messenger RNA. RefSeq names its product glutamine amidotransferase class 1 domain containing 1 (gene gatd1). The record is from RefSeq and is a predicted model, not a curated record. NCBI's taxonomy places the organism in Eukaryota, Metazoa, Chordata, Actinopteri, Clupeiformes, Clupeidae. The transcript has 7 exons. The coding region runs from base 315 to 959 and encodes 214 amino acids.
UCACAUUAUAACACCAGUGAUAACACUGUCAGCUGACACAAAGCAGUCCUUGCGAAAGAACGGGCAGUAUGAAUUGAUUUAAGACUGUAUUUUUAUAAUAGAAUAUGAAUAUAAUUCUCUCUGGGCAGUAAAUAGUGAAUCUGGCGGCAGCUAUCUUACUGCGUCAAAACGGAAGAAAUUAUUGAGCUAACGUUAUAGGUUGGUUGACAGGCAGGUCCCCUAUAUGAGAGUGCUGGAGACGUCGCUGGCAAGAGAGUCAACUUGAUAUAUAUAUAUAUUAAUUAUAUUGGUUUAUUAACACUCCGGCAACUGACAUGUCCGCUAAACCUACUUGUCUUAUUGUGGCAAGUGCUGCACCUCAAGGGGUGAAUGCUCGCUCGUUUCAUCAGGCUUUUACGCUGUGCAGCCCUGUGUUUAACCUGCAAACUGCUACUCCUGGGGGGAAGCCCAUUGAUUUUGUGGGUGUGGAUGAGAGCACAGCACGGUGGGUGCAGGACUUCAGUGUGAAGCCUUACGCCACCCCAGCGAAGCUGGAGUCCAUAGACGGAGCUCGCUACCAGGCCCUGUUGAUCCCAGAUUGCCCUGGUGCUCUUACUGAUCUUGCGCACAGCGGUUCUCUGGCUCGGAUCCUCACUCAUUUCACCUCCCAACAGAAGCCAGUGUGUGCCAUAGGGCAGGGAGUGUCAGCACUGUGUUGUGCCACUGAGGGGCAGCGAUGGCUGUUCAACGGCUACAGCCUCACUGGGCCUUCCGUCUUUGAGCUUGUUCGCUCCCCAGACUUUGCCAACCUGCCCCUCAUUGUAGAAGACUUUGUGAAGGACAGUGGGGGCUCCUACACAGCGAGCCAAGAGAAUGCUUUGCACGUAGUUCUGGACAGGCACCUGGUGACCGGUCAGAAUCUCCAGUCCACCACUGCAGCCAUCCACAACCUCAUCCUCCUGUGCAAUAGCGGACGCUAACGCUAGCUUGCGCCCGCCAGACUCAGUACAGCACAGCGGAUUCAGACAGGACCAAUCGCACACCGAUAUGAGGACCAAUUUUGUCAUGUUUGGACAUUGUCACGUAUUCCACAGUAUUGUAGUUAUGAUUCCUUAUUAGGUGGAAUUGUUGAAUCAGCAUAUUACGAUGCUGUCGGCAGUUUUUCUUCAGUGAGUGAAAGCGUUUCUAGACUGUUGAUGAUUUAUGGUUGCGUUGUAUUAGUCAUAUUCAAAACACUCCAAAAGACACAAGAAACAUACAUUGCACAGCCAUACCGUGGACCAUCUUUAUACUAUUCCUCAUGGUGCAUUAUUUAUCUAGAAGAAAACUGCCAACUGUAUCUUUAAAUGAAAAGAGAGAGAAAGGUUUCCAACCAUUCUUCUGUUAAGUGCCUGAAAGAUACAUAUUUGGCGUAGCUGAGUAAAUGGUGUAAAACCGCAAAGAAAGGUAUGACAUGACCAUUUCACAGGAAACCAUGUGAUGACCAGCUUCCUUUUGAGCUAAUAGUAUCGUUAAAAGCCUUAUAUCCACUAACCAUCACGCUAUGUGUCACCCAGUGUCAUGAAGUUAUGUGUGUUUGCCACCUAAAUACAUGUGCUCUCAUUUCCUCCAUGUUCACAGUAUUACACUGUAUGUAAAACAUUGAUUUUUAUUAAAAUGAAUAAAAAUGAACAUGACCAUC